Molecule: messenger RNA, 390 nt
Organism: Effrenium voratum
Lineage: Eukaryota; Dinophyceae; Suessiales; Symbiodiniaceae
Source: the annotation of a GenBank genome assembly
AUGGGCUUCAAGGCUGGCACGGUGAUGCGCCGCCGCCGGCUUUGUUGCCUGCUGCAACCCGACAACCUCAUCAUUACCAAGACGGCGAAUGGCUACCACACUCAGACCUUCUCCGAGCACUUCAGGCGGAGCAAAUGUCUGGCGUCAGCGCUGACGAAGCGAGGAGUCCAGCUCGAGGAUCGUAUUGCCACGUUGAUGUGGAACAGCUGCUGGCACAUGGAGUGCUACCAUGCCAUCCCCUGCAUGGGCGCCGUGCUGCACACACUGAACCUGCGGUUGGGCCCAAGCGACUUGGGCUACAUCAUCGAGCACGCCAAGGACCGCGCCACGUGUUUGUUUGGGGUACGUGGCAAGAUGGGAGUGGCGUUGCAGGCGCACAAGUGGGUGUGA